Messenger RNA from Pyricularia oryzae 70-15, 3045 nucleotides. RefSeq lists its product as uncharacterized. Gene Ontology annotation, biological process: positive regulation of GTPase activity; endoplasmic reticulum to Golgi vesicle-mediated transport. The record is from RefSeq and is a predicted model, not a curated record. Lineage: Eukaryota; Fungi; Ascomycota; Sordariomycetes; Magnaporthales; Pyriculariaceae. The coding region runs from base 534 to 1841 and encodes 435 amino acids. Gene Ontology annotation, molecular function: GTPase activator activity. Gene Ontology annotation, cellular component: endoplasmic reticulum membrane. The transcript is spliced from 3 exons.
CGUUCUCAGCUUGGUUUGCAAACUUGCUUGUCUAGUUUUUUUUUUUUUUUUCGUUCUCACAUUAAUCAAGCGAUUUAUCCAGUGGAUUCAAUAAUCACCAUCGAAAUAUAGUUUGACAAGCUCCAACCGAAAAAAAGGCUGAAUUUCACUCUGUUUGUCGCUCUCUCCACUUGAGCCAGUUCCCUUUGUAUCAACUGGUAACCAAUAUCCCAAUCUCAGAUAACACCUAAUCUUGGUUGGUAGUUUGAGUUUACUACGUACAUCUUUUCUAUUUGGGACGUGCCCCGGCAACCUCCAACAUCACUCCGUGCCUCCUCAUACCGUUGCAGGCAUCAACUUGACCCUUCAUCACACAAUAAAUGGUGAAGUGGGCGGGUGUCAUCCCAAAGUUUCUUCCCUGACUCUACAGUACAAGGAUUAAGCCAUCUGUUGUGGAAGCAAUCACCCCAGGAUCUUACACCUUACAAUAACAACCCUUUCUUGUUGGUGAUAAUCGCGCAGGUUUUCCCUUUGAUCGUUGACCCUGGCCAGAAAUGGAGAAUGGGUCCAGGUCAUCGGCGGCUUCCCUGACAGCUUCCGGAUCGCGUGAAUCGUCGGUCAAAUCAAGGAGGUCGAUUUCAAGCAAGAACAGUAGCUUUCGACUACCCAUAAACGGAGAUGAUGAACAAAUCCUCGAGCAGGAUAUGGCAAAAGCGGAUGCCAUCUCCGAAGCGUGCAAGUUUCGCAAGAUCAACCGACUCAAAGAACUGGCAGUAUCCAGAGGAGGCUUUUUGUCGGAUCGCUUGAGGCGACAGGCAUGGCCGGUCCUGCUUGGUCUAGAACCCGAAAGCGAUGAGGUCGUGGUGGAUAGAAAUGUGUCUUCCUCCCCGGUUGAUGAUGAUGGUUUGUGGAAGGAAAUGCCUCGGCACCGAGACGAAGACCAAGUUCAACUUGACGUAAACAGGGCAUUUAUAUACUACCCCAACAUCGAAGAUCCAAUCGACAUGGAGCAUCAAAAGGCAGAGCUAUCCAUGUUAAUUGUCGAGGUUCUCCGCACCAACCCUUACCUCUGUUACUUUCAAGGCUAUCAUGAUAUAUGUCAAGUCUUUCUCCUUGUUCUUUCUCCUUCUCAACGAGCCGCAAUAGUCGCACGUCUCUCGGUCCUGCGGAUCCGGGACUUUAUGCUACCCAACCUCACACCUGCAAUCGCCCAACUCCGCCUGUUACCCGACAUUCUUCAAGCCGCUGACCCGUCCUUGUGUCACCACCUCUCUCAGACCGAGCCUUUCUUCGCCCUAUCCGGGACCCUGACCAUGUACGCCCACGACGUGCAGACGCUGGGAGAGAUUGCCAGGCUCUUCGACGCAUUGUUGGCGAUGGAGCCCGUGUUCAGCGUGUACGUCUUCGCCGCGAUAGUCAUGAGCCGGAGGGCGGAGCUCUUCGACACGCCGCCCGACGAGCCCGAGAUGCUGCACUCGAUCCUCUCCAAGCUGCCGCAACCUCUGGAUCUCGAUGACCUGCUCGCGCGCGCCGUGUUGCUGGCCGAGGACCACCCUCCAGAGACGUUGCCGAACUGGAGGCGCGGCAUCUCGCCCAACAGCGUGCUGAAGACGGCGCGCGACUCGGCUGUGUGCGCAAAGCAGACUCUGGAUCAAGGCAGGCAGUUCUUUGAGCGCCAGGUCCGGGAGCUUGAGUGGGAUGAGAAGCGGGAGAAGGCAAUGGCUGUGCUUUGGGCUUACAGGAAGCCCGCAAGGACCAUUGGGUUCGCUGUUGCUUUUGGGAUCUUGGCGUUUUGGUUGCGGCGCUCACCAGGACCGCUUACGUAUAUUGCUUCCAUGUCAAAUCGAUGGCUGAGGGACUGAUUGCUUGUACUCUGUUACCAGCUCGGCUCUCCAUAUUUUUGAGACAAUUCACCACGAAGGCUGGUCCCAGACCGUAGCAGCGGCGGCAGCCAAUCAAGCUUCAUUUCUCAUGUCUACUGCUUAGCUAUACCAAGAAUUACGCGCCCUCCUGGAAAGCCUUCUUCAGGUUUUCAAAGUGCUCCUUUUGCUCAUCAGCAAGCUUUCCUUCCGAAUCCCCAAUGAUGGUCGAAAUUAGCGAAUAAUUGUUGUACAGAAAUCUUUCUCGUUUCCUCUUAUCUUUGCCAAACCAUGCCUGGCUAAACUUUGUCAAAAAGACCUCCGUCUCGGACCGAAGUCUCCCAAGACUUGCCAUGAGCGGCUCGUCGUCGCCGGCGUCGGUGCUCAGGACCAAGAGCCCGUGGAGAAGCUGACCGAAGCGCUGCGUGACGACAUGAGGCGCUGCCGACUGUUGCGCAACAGCUGAAGCGGCUGGUUGGCGAGUGGGCAAGGCGCUGGUGAGCGUCCGGACAGAAUCACAGUGGUGGCUCAUGACCAUUUGCAGCCGUGGCCAGAGAAGCAUGGAUGUUCCGUUGAUAUAGCCGUCAGCAGCGGGAAUACGCCGCCUUUGCAACUCGAAGGCCAGCCGCUGGUUCAAUCGGAUGCAAAUGACCAGGCCCAGACAAUCGUAGGAAUUGUCAAUCAAUGACUUGGAUAGCGUCCGACCCAGGGCAAAUGUUGACUCGAAGAUCUCGCUAAAGUGUCGUGAUAUCGAAGACACAGGGAGUGCGGGCGUGAAGAACUGUGUCAGGAAUGUGUACUCCGCCGAAGCAUUGUCCACAAGUGCCAGAUUGAAAUUUCUGAAAGGGACCUCGAGAUAGUGCGUUGUCUGAUCUUCUUCUGCCAAGUAUGACGACAAGGCCUGUUGAUUACCAGUCUUCAAGAUGUCAAGCCGUCGGCCGAGGUUAAAAGCGUCAUGUGGUGGACCAGAAAUCUUGGCACUGGAAAGAACUGUUUUCCUGGAGGAAUCAUCGUGUCCCAAAACAUCGUUCUUGUCAAGAACAUGAAGCUUGAGCUUUUCAAGAGCUUUUUGGUACCGUGUAAACUGUGUCAGGUAGUACCACUUCAUGGUGUUUUUGUAUGCCUGACAUAUCUCCUCUGCCAGGAUAGCAUGGUGCUUGUGUAAAAAGACAAACAAUUCUUUGAAUCUGAGAAAGUUGUGCUGUUG